GUCCCGCCCCAUCGCUUCCUAGCCAGGCUCGGUUACUGGGGAGCUGGAGCUAUGACUGCGCGUGGGACCCCGAGUCGCUUUCUGACCAGCGUGCUCCACAAUGGGCUGGGUCGCUACGUGCAGCAGCUGCAGCGUCUUAGCUUCAGCCUCAGCCGAGACGCGCCCUCGUCGCGCGGCGCCAGGGAGUUCGUGGAACAGGAGGUGGCCAACUUCGCCCGACGGAACCCGGGGGUCGUAAUAUACGUGAACCCGCGGCCGUGCUAUGUGCCCAGAGUCGUGGCCGAAUACCUUAACGGAGCUGUGCGCGAGGAGAGCAUCCACUGCAAGUCGGUCGAGGAGAUCACGAGGCUGGUGCAGAAGCUGGCGAAUCAGUCCGGCUUGGACGUGAUCCGCAUCCGCAAGCCCUUCCACACGGACAGCCCUAGCAUACAGGGCCAGUGGCACCCCUUCACCAACAAAGCGACAGUGUGCGGUGGGCUGCGCCCGCGAGAGGUCCAGGAAUCUGCGGCAGCACAGGUGCCCGCGCAGUGAAGAGUUACUUAGACUCCAUUCCCCCUGACGGUGGUUCUUCCACCUUGGGUUCUGGGGAUUCCAAGCCUAGGAAGACAGAUGGAGCCCACGAAAGGGAACGUUGGUACCAGACCUUUUGCUUGGGAUGAAGAAGAGCUGCCUGCCUCUUUCUAUCUGGUGCCCACUGUGAUGGGCAGUGGCUUUGAGUCUCUUUAAUUCUUGUCCAGUUGACACUACUGAAACAGGAGUCUUCAAGGAUGUUAACUGAAUUCUCAUUUCUGAAAUCAAAAUCAGUAGUAAUACACUCACGUCGCAGUGAGGAAUUUCAAGGCUGGCUUCUGAAGAGUCCCUGAUGUCCUCUUUCUGCAGUCAUUGAGCUAGGGAGCUAGCACCACCUGCUGUGCCGUGAACCUGGCUUUGGGCUAAGCUGUGUGAAUGUUAGUGUACAAAUCAGAAAACUGAGGUUAAUAAACUUGUUACUUCAAAAUA
Artibeus jamaicensis (Jamaican fruit-eating bat) is the source of this 999-nucleotide messenger RNA. It is a transcript of the gene MRPL43, whose product is annotated as mitochondrial ribosomal protein L43. The coding region runs from base 52 to 531 and encodes 159 amino acids. The transcript has 3 exons. Gene Ontology annotation, cellular component: mitochondrial large ribosomal subunit. Gene Ontology annotation, molecular function: structural constituent of ribosome. The record is from RefSeq and is a predicted model, not a curated record. Lineage: Eukaryota; Metazoa; Chordata; Mammalia; Chiroptera; Phyllostomidae. Gene Ontology annotation, biological process: mitochondrial translation.